Molecule: messenger RNA, 1168 nt
Organism: Blepharisma stoltei
Lineage: Eukaryota; Ciliophora; Heterotrichea; Heterotrichida; Blepharismidae
Source: the annotation of a GenBank genome assembly
AUGGCGUCUUUUUUUAAACACCAAACAACGUUCUCUCCAAGCGCUCGUGGUAGCGUCAGAUCAGCCCAGUCUGGCAGGCAUUCAAAAACGCUACAGUCUGCUCCUUCUUAUACAGGCUCUGCUUUUUCUCGUAUUUUUAGUGAUAAAAAUAUAACAACGAAUAUCUUGCCGACCUUUUUGGUUUCAGAACAAACAAAGAAAGGGAUUACUGAAGAAGAUCUUCAAAGGUUAAACCUUAUGAAUUCUUUAUAUUCCAAUCCUCAAGAAUCCUUAUCAAGAACCCAAGUAAUUUUCAGCUCUCGGGAAUCCUUAGGAAAAUAUCAGCCAGAUGAUGCCAAGCCAUCUGAGCCAGCACCAAGACCAAGCUUGCCUAACGAAAACCGACUAAGCUUGCCUAGUGAAAGCCGACUAAAAAUCAGCACAGAAAAAAUAGAAGAGGUCAAAAAGAUUGAAAAAAUUACCCGAGAUAUUUUUAAUCCUACCCUAAAACCUAGCGAAGUGUUGCUAUCUAUAAGAAAACGAGACCUAAAAAGAGAAGAUUUGGUGAAACUAAGGGAGGGGGUUGACUUACCAGAGUGCAUUAUUGACUGCUACUUGUCUAUUCUUAAACAUACCAACAGCUUAAGAAUAAGGUAUACGCCUGGAGCCUCAAAAGUCCUUAUUGCGAGCUCGAGCUUUAGUUCAAUGAUUUUUUUAAAAGGCAAAGAAAUAGCUCAGCCAAAAUCAAAUAUGAUUUUUCUUAUAAAAAAAUCAAAAAAUUUUGUAAAUUAAAUUAAUUUUUAUUCAUAAAAAGAGGUAUAUAUUCAAAUACGAUUUUUUAGUUUUUCCUCUAAAUGUAGGAUAUUGGACUUUAUUAGUAGUAGAUAUGAAAAGGAUGAUUGUAAAAUAUUACGACCCAAUUAAAGAGCACAGAACUAUUUCUAUUGUAAUGGCUAGACUUUCAAAAUUCAUUCAAAAAGCGACUCCGAGAGAAGAGCAAAGAGUUACUACGAAUUUUCAAUUUAUUUCAAUGCCUCUGCAAGGGACAAGUAUGAUGGAUAGUGGAGUGUUUAUUUGUAAUGAAGCAGAAAAUCUAGCUUGUGGGAAGCAAAACAGAAUAAAUAAAGAGUCAGUCGAUAACUAUAAAAAGGAUAUGCUGGCCGCACUGGUUAAAGCAUCAAGUAUAUAA